AUGAUGACUAUGGACAUCACCAAAACGGAGCCCAACAUGGGUCCAAAUAAUCCACAGAAUGCGCAAAAUCCCAACAACGGCAAUGGCAAUCCCAAUAUUGGUAAUCCGAAUGGCAACAACAACGGUCUGACCAGUGUUAGCGCCGUCGGUAAUGCGAAUAGUAAUGCCAACAACAAUAACAAUGGCAAUGGCAGUCAGCUGUGCGCCGGUUGUGGCAAACACAUACAGGAUCGUUACUUGCUGCGCGCUCUAGACAUGCUGUGGCACGAGGAUUGCCUCAAAUGUGGUUGUUGUGAUUGUCGCUUGGGUGAGGUCGGUUCCACGCUCUAUACGAAGGGUAAUCUUAUGCUGUGCAAACGUGAUUAUUUGAGAUUAUUUGGUAACACUGGCUAUUGUGCAGCCUGCAGUAAAGUCAUUCCGGCCUUUGAGAUGGUCAUGCGAGCGCGCACAAAUGUCUAUCACUUGGAAUGUUUCGCUUGCCAGCAAUGUAAUCAUAGAUUCUGCGUUGGCGAUCGUUUCUACCUGUGUGAGAACAAAAUUCUCUGCGAAUAUGACUAUGAGGAACGUCUCGUCUUCGCCUCUAUGGCCAAUCAUCCGAUGUUGAAGCGACAUGCCAGCGCUAUUGGUCAAGGCUCACCGACGGGCGCUGGCGGCUUAAUGGGUGGUGGCAGUCCUGGCGUACCGGGUAGUGUUGUGCAAAAUGGACCGCGUACACCGGGCGAUCACAAUAACAACAAUGGCCCACAAAGCGGUGGUGGUGGUUCGCCGUUUGGCGUUCAAGCGGCAGCUGCAGCGCAUAUGAAGAACUCACUGGGCGCGUCCAGCUAAAAUAAA
Rhagoletis zephyria (snowberry fruit fly) is the source of this 834-nucleotide messenger RNA. RefSeq names its product LIM domain-containing protein Beadex (gene Bx). The record is from RefSeq and is a predicted model, not a curated record. Gene Ontology annotation, molecular function: DNA-binding transcription factor binding; transcription coactivator activity. Gene Ontology annotation, biological process: positive regulation of transcription by RNA polymerase II. Lineage: Eukaryota; Metazoa; Arthropoda; Insecta; Diptera; Tephritidae. Gene Ontology annotation, cellular component: nucleus.